Gambusia affinis (western mosquitofish) is the source of this 766-nucleotide messenger RNA. It is a transcript of the gene apoda.2, whose product is annotated as apolipoprotein Da, duplicate 2. Gene Ontology annotation, biological process: lipid transport; tissue regeneration; brain development. The transcript has 5 exons. The record is from RefSeq and is a predicted model, not a curated record. Gene Ontology annotation, molecular function: lipid binding. NCBI's taxonomy places the organism in Eukaryota, Metazoa, Chordata, Actinopteri, Cyprinodontiformes, Poeciliidae. Bases 130 to 702 code for a protein of 190 amino acids.
GUGCCAGCUCUCACUUCAUCGAACAACAAGGAGGGGUUGAAGACUGGAGACGUUUGGUUCUUUAAAAGCCUCCAGAAACCGGACCGGGUCACUCCUGCUGGUUUCACACAGACUGACUGAGGCGACAAGAUGAACGCUGUGCAGAUUCUUACUUUGACUAUGCUGUUUGCUGCUGGAGGCAGCGCCCAACUUCUCAGGUCUGGAAAAUGUCCCGAUCCUGCAGUCCAGGCCAACUUUGAUGCUGCCAGGUAUCUUGGUAAAUGGUUUGAGAUCCAGAAGCUGCCAACAACUUUCCAGAAAGGUCAGUGUGCCACUGCCGACUACAGCCUGAAGAGUCCUGGAGUCGUGGGAGUCUUCAACAGAGAGCUGCUUGACAAUGGAACCAUCAGCUCUGCUGUUGGAACGGCUAAAGUGAAGGACCCUGCUGAGCCGGCCAAGCUGGAGGUCUCUUUCUCUGACGACGUUCCUCCCGGUCCGUACUGGGUUCUGUCCACUGACUACGACAGCUACACGCUGAUCUACGGCUGCACGGACUACGGCCUGUUCCACAUGGAGCUGUCCUGGAUCCUGAGCAGGAAGCCCACUCUGCCCAAAGAUACCACUGAGGACCUGCUCAGCAUCUUGUCCUCCAUCGGUGUCAGUGUGGACAAGAUGGCCGCCACCGUUCAGGACGAGACUUACUGCAGUCCCAUGAACCAGUGAGACGGAGUCGUGUUGAAAAAGCCUCCCUAUGAUGAGCAUCAUCUUAUUUAAAAAAAAUGUGUCU